UCUAGGAGACCAGCGGACUCCAGGAGACCCGCGGACCUCGGCGAACCCUCGCUCGAUCCAUCCACCACGCUCGGAACCAUGGCGGCAGUGGCGGCAGCCUCGGCUGAACUGCUCAUCAUUGGCUGGUACAUCUUUCGCGUGCUGCUGCAGGUGUUCCUGGAAUGCUGCAUUUACUGGGUAGGAUUCGCUUUUCGAAAUCCUCCAGGGACACAGCCCAUUGCAAGAAGUGUUCAGAUACUCCCUGCAGAAGCUGGCCUACACCGUGUCCCGGACCGGGCGUCAGGUGCUGGGGGAGCGCCGGCAGCGAGCCCCCAACUGAGGGCCCACCUCCCAGCCCUGGGCGGCCGUGUCAUCAGGUGCUCCUGUGCAUCUCGUUCAGCACGGGAGCCAGUGCCGCACAGGAAUGGGGGGUCCCCCGUGCUCCCUCGCCAGAGGGGCACUAGCCAAGGUCAGUGAGGGGCCGGCAGGCCCCCCGGAGAAGCGACAAUGACGACGAAACCAGACCCUUUCCCAUCCCUUUGCACCCGUCCCAUUUGUGGGCGGAGCGGGAGGGGGGGGGAUGAGGAGCAGACCCCCAUCUGGGCAUAGGCACCACAUUCUGAUCUGGAGGAAGCCGGGACGGCGCCAUCCCGGCCAGCAAGCCACGGCCAUACCAGCAGGCCCUACCGUGGAAGCCCAACACUCCACCGGCCAGCAGAAUGGACAUUCUGACAUCACCAGCCGAAAAGCCCUGAAUCUCAGCGCAGCAGAAAAAGCAACACCUCUGUGCCUGUGUGGCGGGACUGAGGGGGCGGGGCAUGAGCGAGAAGGGAGGGGGUUAGGAAAUUAAGUGGGGCCCUCUCACUGUCCCUUGCGUAUGGCACCUGUACUUUGCUGCCUCUGCCCCUCAUUCCCCCUUUCCCCUACUGCCUCCCAAGCCCACUCCCACCCCCCGCAAAUGUGUCACUUGAUUCGGACCUAUUCAACCAGCAAAUUAAUCCCAUCUCUACUAAAACAUCUUCUCCGAACCCCCCGCCCCUCACUGAUCUUGCUUUCCCCGGUCUCACGCAAUUGUGUUGUAGUAAACGCUAAUUGUACUGAUUUAGUCUGCUUAGUUGUGUCUCCCCAGCUAGAUUGUAAGCUCCUGGAGGAUAGGGACCGCCUCUGCAAAAAAUAAAAGAGUGCCUCCCCCAUCUUGCAGUGUCCUAGGACCCUGCGGGGUGGUGGGGGAACACCAAAA
This is a messenger RNA of Dipodomys ordii (Ord's kangaroo rat), 1219 nucleotides long. It is a transcript of the gene Nnat, whose product is annotated as neuronatin. Gene Ontology annotation, biological process: brain development; positive regulation of insulin secretion. The record is from RefSeq and is a predicted model, not a curated record. The transcript is spliced from 3 exons. Lineage: Eukaryota; Metazoa; Chordata; Mammalia; Rodentia; Heteromyidae. Gene Ontology annotation, cellular component: cytoplasm. Bases 79 to 456 code for a protein of 125 amino acids.